AUGGAAAACAGGAAUAAUGUCACUGUGUUCAUUCUUUUGGGGCUGUCUCAAAAUAAGAACACUGAAAUCCUUUGUUUUGUAUUAUUUUUAUUUUGUUACAUUGUUAUUUGGCUGGGAAACUUGCUCAUCAUAAUUUCUGUCACAUGCAGUCAGCUAGUGGACCAACCCAUGUAUUUCCUCCUGAAUUACCUCUCACUCUCAGAUCUUUGCUACACGUCCACCGUGACACCCAAACUGAUGACUGACCUACUGGCAGAGAGGAAGAUCAUUUCUUAUAAUAACUGCAUGGCACAGCUCUUUAUCCUUCACUUUCUUGGUGGCGUAGAGAUCUUCAUACUCACAGGAAUGGCCUAUGACUGCUACGUGGCCAUCUGUAAGCCUCUUCAUUACACCAUCAUCAUGAGCAGACAAAGGUGUAACACUAUCAUCAUAGUCUGCUAUGCUGGGGGAUUUGUACAUUCUGCCAGUCAGUUUCUUCUCACCAUCUUACCAUUCUGUGGCCCCAAUGAGAUAGAUCACUACUUCUGCGAUGUGUAUCCUUUACUCAAAUUGGCUUGUGUUGACACAUACAGAAUAGGUCUCUUGGUGGUUGUUAAUUCAGGUCUGAUUGCUCUGGUGACAUUUGUGAUUUUGAUGAUGUCUUAUUUUCUUAUCCUAUACACCAUAAAGGGUUAUCCUGCAGAAAGCCAGAUCAAAGCUCUUUCCACUUGCAGUUCUCAUAUAACAGUUGUCACUCUUUUCUUUAUUCCUGUUCUCUUUGUUUACAUCAGACCAGCUGUAACGUUUCCAGAAGACAAAGUGUUUGCUCUUAUCUACACCAUCAUUGCUCCCAUGUUCAACCCUCUGAUUUACACAUUAAGAAACUUAGAGAUGAAGAAUACCAUUAAGAAAAUGUGGUACCAAUUGUUUUUGAAAGGAAUAUGA
Messenger RNA from Erinaceus europaeus (western European hedgehog), 924 nucleotides. RefSeq names its product olfactory receptor 4P4-like. Gene Ontology annotation, molecular function: G protein-coupled receptor activity; olfactory receptor activity. Lineage: Eukaryota; Metazoa; Chordata; Mammalia; Eulipotyphla; Erinaceidae. The record is from RefSeq and is a predicted model, not a curated record. The transcript has a single exon. Gene Ontology annotation, biological process: G protein-coupled receptor signaling pathway. Gene Ontology annotation, cellular component: membrane. The coding region runs from base 1 to 924 and encodes 307 amino acids.